This is a messenger RNA of Radiomyces spectabilis, 1531 nucleotides long. RefSeq names its product peptidase M24, structural domain-containing protein. The record is from RefSeq and is a predicted model, not a curated record. Bases 45 to 1253 code for a protein of 402 amino acids. The transcript is spliced from 5 exons. NCBI's taxonomy places the organism in Eukaryota, Fungi, Mucoromycota, Mucoromycetes, Mucorales, Radiomycetaceae.
CAUCCACUGCUGCCUCCUAUUAAAAUCAUCUAGUUACCUUGAUCAUGUCUGGCAUGGAAUUGACCGUCAACUAUCCGCCCUCCAAAUUCGCGGCUGAUAACGAUCUUUCAAGCCCCAAUGUCGUGGAAAAGUACACCCUCGCUGCCGAUAUCGUCAAUGUUGUUCUUCCCGAGGUACUCAGCAAAGUCUCUCCCGGCGUUUCUGUCUGCGAUCUUUGUCAAUAUGGCGACGACUUGAUUGAAGCUUAUACAUCGAGAAUGCACAAAAAGUUGGAAAGAGGCGUUGCCACACCUACCUGUGUUUCGGUCAACAACCUUGUUCAAUAUGUUUCUCCUUUGGAAGAUAACGACUAUAAUUUAAAGGCGGGUGAUGUGGUCAAGAUUGAAUUGGGUGCUCACGUGGAUGGUUACAUUGCUACGGCUGCUCACACGACGGUGGUGAAUCAGAAUCCUCAGGAACCAUUGCGUGGUACUGCUGCCGAUGUGGUGUGCGCUACAUAUUACGCUUUUGAAGCCGCCAUGCGCAUGCUUCGUCCCGGUGUGAAGAGUUCGGAUAUUUCGCGUGUGAUCACGGAAAUUGCCGCUUAUUACCGAUGUGAACCUGUGGAAGGUAGUUACUCUUCCAUGAUGAAGCGAUUUGUCUUGCGUGCUGGCAAGGAUGUGGAGAACCGAUUGAGCAGUGAAAUGACAGUGGAAGAAUUGGAAAAAAUGGAUUUCCAGAUUGAAGCGAACCAGGUGUAUCAGCUUAACGUGGUGCUCACCAGCGGCAGUGGCAAGGUCAAAUUUUCGGAAUAUAAACCUUUUGUCUUCCAAAGAGAUGUCAACCGAUCCUACAACUUGAAGAUGAAAUCGGCCCGUCUCGCCUACACACAGAUCAAUGAAAAGCAUACCGUGUUCCCCUUUUCCAUUCGUGCCAUCUCUGGUAACCAUGCCCGUCUCGGUCUGACUUCUGUUGUGCAACAUGAACUUGUUACUCCGUUCCCCGUUAUGCGUUCUGCGUUGAACUCGGAUGUCGUUGCCCAAUUCAAGGCGACCAUUCUCGUGACGCCCGAAGGUCAACUGCGUACCACUUUGCCACAACCUUUGCCCUACGUGCAUUCACAAUAUUGCAUACCCCAACCUACGCAAGCCGCGAAUGUCUUGAGCGCUCCGGCUUUGAAGUUGAUCAGACCCUUCAAAGGUUUCCCCGCAGUUCCAGUCGAAUUUGGACAACGUCAUGUGGAGGAAGAAGAUGUUGCCAUGGAAAUGGAUUAAGAAGCUUUCUUUUUUUUUUCUCGUCUCUUCAUCACCUACAGCCCCAUUUUUUUUUCUGAUGCGCAACAUACUGAUCAUAUUUCUUUUCUCUUCUUUUUUUUCUUUUGAUGCAUCCAACAUGAUACAGAAACCAAAAACAUCAACUCUUAUGGAAUUUGUAAAUAGGAGAAAGACCGUUAUUCAUUUACAUGUAUUUUUUUUUCUCUCUCUCUCUCUCUCUCUCAUAUCUAGACUCUUUUUUUGUUUUCCCCCAAAAAGAAAAUAUCAAUCUAUCCAAG